AUGUCGUUGCUAGUACCCAACGAGCGAGACCACGUAGAUGCCCAUGAGGAUUUGGAUCAGGAUGAGCUUUACUAUAAACGAAUUGCCGAGAUAAGGGCCAAGGCUGACGUUGACUCUACGUUUUCGUGGGAUUUUGAGCCUGUUCAAGGUUUUUUCAUGCAGACAUCAGACAAUACAGAUGAUAUGAAGUUUAACUAUGCUACCCAAGGCUUUGGAACCACCAAGCCGUGGGAAGAACUCAUAGAUAGACUUGAACUGCUCAAUUCGACUUCUGUACCGAAUACGAAGUACAAAAUGCUAUUCUUGGCAAGACACGGCCAAGGUUGGCACAACAUCGCUUCACAUAAAUACCCUAAGGCAGAUUGGUUUAGUAGAUGGAGAUUUGUGGGAACCGAUGGCGAGAUCGAAUGGGGUCCAGACGCGAAAUUAACAGAUUUGGGCAUUUCUCAGGCAAAGGAAAAUGGAGAAUUGUGGAAGAGCCAGCUUGAAAAUGGUGCUCCACUUCCCACUAAGUUCUAUGUGUCUCCCUUACUGAGGUCCAUUGAUACUUUAUUCCAUACGUGGAGAGAUAUCGAAAUACCGAGACCCAUUGUAAUAGAAAAUGUACGAGAAACCAUCGGAGUGCAUCUCUGUCAUGAAAGAACUACGAAGUCUGCUCUUGAGUCUAAAUAUACUGAUCUUGAUUUUGAAGAAGGUUUUACUGAAGAUGAUUUGUUGGCUCAAAAGUAUUCUACAGUUAGAGAACAGCUUCACCAACAGUUUCUCCGUGUAGACGGAGUUCUUCAGAAGAUUUUCGACGAGGACGAAGACAGCAUUAUUUCCAUAACGUCACACGCUGGAACCAUAAGAGGUUUCAUCACAGUCAUUGGCCAUCGUAAAUUCACUAUUCCUACUGGGGGAAUGAUUCCAAUAGUCGUGAAGGGGACAAAAAACAAUGUAAAAAGAAAUUAA
This is a messenger RNA of Scheffersomyces stipitis CBS 6054, 951 nucleotides long. RefSeq lists its product as uncharacterized. Gene Ontology annotation, molecular function: phosphatase activity. The record is from RefSeq and is a predicted model, not a curated record. The coding region runs from base 1 to 951 and encodes 316 amino acids. The transcript has 2 exons. Gene Ontology annotation, cellular component: cytoplasm. Lineage: Eukaryota; Fungi; Ascomycota; Pichiomycetes; Serinales; Debaryomycetaceae.